GACAGAGCUUGCCCGAUUCUGCCUACACCCAACGGGCACGCUCAUCGCAAGGACGUCAGCACAUCCAUUCUGCAGCCUGCCGCGUUUAAAAUCUGAGCAGCCCUUGCUUGGAUGCAACCCUGGUUGAACACCACGAUGCGAGAGACGGUGAAACCUCGUCAAACAGAAAUCCUCCCUCGUGGCUCCGCACGAGCCCGACAGCCUCCGUUUUCUACCCGCGGCGGGCGCUGCGUGCCCAGCCGCGCUCUCCCUUCUCCUGCACGUUCUGAGAGCGCCGCGGCCCGGAAACGGAAGGAAAGGCAGUGGCGGAGCACAGGGUGGAGCGCCGCGCCGCGCGGGAUGCUGGGAGCGGAAAGGGGUGUGCUCUUUGGGAUAUCUUUGAGUGAAGUGAGAUUCUCCAUAACAUCUAAGCUGUGGAUCUCACUGCUGCAGGAGCCUGCAGAUAAACAGAAAUUCUUGGCUCGGCAAGUCAAACUCGUAUUCGCUAGAUACUCUGUCCAUGGCCAGGGAUUCGAAGUGUUUCAACACCAUCGAGAAAUUCAUGGCUUUAAUUGGACCCAAGGAAUUAGGAGGAAAAGUAGAUUUGACUCCUCUAUAAUACUCAUCUAUCAUUUCAUGAAUUUGGGUGCUGUAACAAAGCUAUCCUCCCAUGGUGCAUGUAGUAUCUUUAGAGCCAGUCGAUUUGAAGGUGAAGCCUCUGUGAAAGAAACUGCCAUGAUGAAAUCGUGGAGUGAUUCCCUUGGUGCAAGUUGUGAACUGGGUUGA
Tympanuchus pallidicinctus (lesser prairie-chicken) is the source of this 765-nucleotide messenger RNA. RefSeq lists its product as uncharacterized. Lineage: Eukaryota; Metazoa; Chordata; Aves; Galliformes; Phasianidae. The transcript is spliced from 5 exons. The record is from RefSeq and is a predicted model, not a curated record. The coding region runs from base 112 to 765 and encodes 217 amino acids.